Molecule: messenger RNA, 2371 nt
Organism: Galeopterus variegatus (Sunda flying lemur)
Lineage: Eukaryota; Metazoa; Chordata; Mammalia; Dermoptera; Cynocephalidae
Gene: TPH2
Product: tryptophan hydroxylase 2
Exons: 11
Coding region: 143-1618 (491 amino acids)
Biological process (GO): aromatic amino acid metabolic process; serotonin biosynthetic process
Cellular component (GO): neuron projection
Molecular function (GO): iron ion binding; tryptophan 5-monooxygenase activity
Source: RefSeq, a predicted model, not a curated record
CAUUGCUCUUCAGCACCAGUGUUCUGGACAGAGCCCCAAGCAGGCUGCUGAUCCCAUUCAACUUUGUCUCUCGAUCUCCGCCAGCGUUGCUACUACUCUCUAGCUCCCCCUGCUGCAGAGAAGGAAAAUUACACCAGGAUCCAUGCAGCCGGCAAUGAUGAUGUUUUCCAGUAAAUACUGGGCAAGGAGAGGACUUUCCUUGGAUUCAGCGGUGCCUGAAGAGCAUCAGCUACUUGGCAGCUCAACACUAAAUAAAGCUAACUCCGGCAAAAAUGAAGGCAAGAGUGGCAACCAGGGAGGCAGCAAAAGUGAAACUGCUUCUGAAAGUGGCAAGACAGCAGUCAUAUUCUCCUUGAAAAAUGAAGUCGGUGGAUUGGUAAAAGCACUGAGGCUGUUUCAGGAAAAACAUGUCAACAUGGUUCAUAUCGAAUCCAGGAAAUCCCGUCGAAGCAGCUCUGAGGUUGAAAUCUUCGUGGACUGUGAGUGUGGCAAAACAGAAUUCAAUGAGCUCAUUCAGUUGCUGAAAUUUCAAACCACAAUUGUGACGCUGAAUCCGCCGGAGAACAUUUGGACACAGGAGGAAGAGCUAGAGGAUGCACCCUGGUUCCCCCGGAAGAUCUCUGAGUUAGACAAAUGCUCUCACAGAGUUCUCAUGUAUGGUUCUGAGCUUGAUGCCGACCACCCAGGAUUUAAGGACAAUGUCUAUCGACAGAGAAGAAAGUAUUUUGUGGAUGUGGCCAUGGGUUAUAAAUAUGGCCAACCCAUUCCCAGGGUGGAGUACACAGAAGAAGAAACUAAAACUUGGGGCAUUGUAUUCCGGGAGCUCUCCAAACUCUAUCCCACUCAUGCUUGCCGAGAGUAUUUGAAAAACUUCCCUCUGCUGACUAAAUACUGUGGCUACAGGGAGGACAACGUGCCUCAACUUGAAGAUGUCUCUGUGUUUCUGAAAGAAAGGUCUGGCUUCACUGUGAGGCCGGUGGCUGGAUACCUGAGCCCGCGAGAUUUUCUGGCAGGACUGGCCUACAGAGUGUUCCACUGUACUCAGUACAUCCGGCAUGGCUCAGACCCCCUGUACACCCCAGAACCAGACACAUGCCAUGAACUCUUGGGACAUGUUCCACUACUUGCGGAUCCUAAGUUUGCUCAGUUUUCACAAGAAAUAGGUCUGGCGUCUCUGGGAGCAUCAGAUGGAGAUGUUCAGAAACUAGCCACAUGUUAUUUCUUCACAAUUGAGUUUGGCCUUUGCAAGCAAGAAGGGCAACUGCGGGCAUAUGGAGCAGGACUACUUUCCUCCAUUGGGGAAUUACAGCAUGCUCUUUCUGACAAGGCGUGUGUGAAAGCCUUUGACCCAAAGACCACUUGCCUACAGGAAUGCCUUAUCACCACCUUCCAGGAAGCCUACUUUGUUUCAGAAAGUUUUGAAGAAGCCAAAGAAAAGAUGAGGGACUUUGCCAAGUCAAUCACUCGUCCCUUCUCAGUCUACUUCAAUCCCUACACACAGAGUAUUGAAAUUCUGAAAGACACCAGAAGUAUUGAAAAUGUGGUACAGGACCUCCGCAGCGAUUUGAACACAGUGUGUGAUGCCUUAAACAAAAUGAACCAGUAUCUGGGGAUUUGAUGCCUGGAACCAAUGUUGUUGCCAGCACGAUCAUUUUUGGCUUAGUGGCAAUUCAGUCAAUGUCAUAGAACACCAAUAAACUUUCUGUGUCAUGGCUUGGUUAGCAAGCACGCACUUCUGUAUAUCCUAUACCUACUUGUAACGUACCACAUCGAUGUGUAAAACACCAGCGGAAACCCAAUGGCAGAUAAACACUCAUUGUAUGAAAGAUUGUGAUAUGUUUAAAUGUCUUAAAUAGAUUUGACAUUCUUGCUUAGCAUCCUUAACCAAACUGUAUCUAUUUAAAAUGUGUAACAAAUAGUCCUCUUAUGAUUCUAGCUUAUGCUCUUUUCUUCCUCAGAGUUGAGCCUUUUCUCUGUGUUCAUUAGAUAAAAUGAAAAUAGCAGUGAAGUGGUUUCUAUUUUCAAUAGUAUCAGUGUUUUCAUAGCAUUACUUGAGAUGGACCCAGAAUUGUAGAAAACUUCCCAUCACAAUAACAAAAGAUUCAGUAUUCUGUUUCAAAAAUUGUUGAGGUAACAUGGUGGUUGGAAUGAUUUUUAGGCUGAGUAUUUAUACAACACAAGAAAAGAAAACUUUUUACAAAUGGAAUAUAUAAGUUGCAUUGACCUGGUAGAACUGAGUUGUGUCAAGCUCCCUGAAGUAUUUUGGAAGAUAAUACUUCCAGAAAGGAUGUUAGGAAAGGCUUAUCAGUGGGAAAUAAAUAAAUCUUGGGACUACAAAUUUUACUCUGUAAUAAAGUGAAUUAGCACGCUC